This is a messenger RNA of Euleptes europaea (tarantolino), 2240 nucleotides long. RefSeq names its product procollagen-lysine,2-oxoglutarate 5-dioxygenase 3 (gene PLOD3). Lineage: Eukaryota; Metazoa; Chordata; Lepidosauria; Squamata; Sphaerodactylidae. Bases 237 to 2168 code for a protein of 643 amino acids. Gene Ontology annotation, biological process: peptidyl-lysine hydroxylation. Gene Ontology annotation, cellular component: endoplasmic reticulum. Gene Ontology annotation, molecular function: L-ascorbic acid binding; procollagen glucosyltransferase activity; iron ion binding. The transcript has 19 exons. The record is from RefSeq and is a predicted model, not a curated record.
UCAGCCUGGUGGUGGGCACGGUGGGCGCCGCCGAAGAGCUGGAGUCGGGGGAUCCCGGAAAGCUGUUGGUCUUGACAGCAGCCACAGAGGAGACGGAAGGGUACCAACGCUUCCUACGGACAGCCAAAUACUUCAACUACACUGUUAAGACCCUCGGCCUAGGGGAAGACUGGAGAGGAGGGGAUGUUGCGCGGACGGUCGGCGGAGGACAGAAGGUCCGCUGGCUGAAAACAGAAAUGACGAAGUAUGCCAACGAGGAAGAUCUGAUAGUCAUGUUUGUGGACAGCUAUGACGUGAUCCUGGCUGGCAGCCCCACUGAACUCCUGCAGAAGUUCUGGCAAUUCAAGAGCAACCUAGUCUUCUCUGCGGAAAGCUUCUGCUGGCCGGAGUGGUCGCUGGCGGAAAAGUACCCACCGGUAGCUGUGGGAAACCGGUUUCUCAAUUCCGGAGGGUUCAUUGGUUCCGCGGCCAUCAUCAAUCGCAUCGUCCAGCUUUGGAAGUACAAGGAUGACGACGAUGACCAGCUCUUCUACACGCGCAUUUACUUGGAUCCUGCCUUGCGGGAGAAAUACGGAAUCACCCUGGAUCACAAGUCAAAAAUAUUUCAGAAUCUGAAUGGCGCCAUUGACGAGGUCGUUCUGAAGUUCGAGCCAACCCGGGUGCGUGCCCGAAAUGUCGCCUAUGACACCCUACCCGUUGUCAUCCACGGCAAUGGCCCCACCAAGCUGCAGCUGAAUUACUUGGGGAAUUACAUCCCCAAUGUCUGGACGUAUGAGGGCGGUUGUGAAGUGUGUGACCAAGGACUCCUGGACCUGUCUGGCUUGGCGGACGACUCCUACCCUAAUGUGCUGGUUGGCGUGUUCAUUGAGCAGCCAACUCCCUUCCUGCCUCAGUUUCUUCAGCGUCUCCUGACUUUCGAUUACCCGUACUCUCACCUCAGCCUCUUCAUCCACAACCGGGAGGUGUAUCAUGAGCCGCACAUCCAGGCUGAGUGGGAACAGCUUCGGGGGGCCUUCGACAGCAUCAAGCUUGUUGGGCCGGAAGAGGAAAUGAGUGAGGGUGAGGCCAGAGAUAUGGCCAUGGAUCUCUGCCGCCAGGACUCCGCCUGUGACUACUACUUUAGCCUGGAUGCUGACGUGGUCGUGGUGAACCCAGAAAUUCUGCAGAUUCUCAUCCAGGAGAACAAGAAGGUGAUCGCCCCCAUGAUGUCCCGUCACGGAAAGCUCUGGUCCAACUUCUGGGGAGCGCUGAGCCCCGACGGAUACUACGCCCGCUCCGAGGACUACGUUGAACUGGUGCAGGGCAAGAGGAUAGGGGUGUGGAAUGUCCCUUACAUCUCUCUGGCUUACCUGCUGAGGGGGGAGACGUUACGGCGUGAGCUGGUCCAGCACAACGUCUUCACUUUGGAUGACACGGACCCUGACAUGGCCUUCUGCAAAAGUGUGCGUGAGAAGGGUAUCUUUCUUCACAUCAGCAACCGGGAUGAGUUUGGGCGUCUCCUUUCCACCGUCGGCUUCAACACAUCCCGUCUGCAUCCAGAGCUGUGGCAGAUUAUAGAGAACCCCCUGGACUGGCAGGAGAAAUACAUCCAUGAGAAUUACUCGCAAGUGCUGGAGGGGGAACACUACAAGCAGCCGUGCCCUGACGUUUACUGGUUCCCGGUGUUCACCGACCAGAUGUGUGAUGAACUGGUGGAAGAGGCUGAACACUUUGGCCAGUGGUCCGGGGGGAAGCAUGAGGACACGCGACUGGCUGGCGGCUACGAGAACGUCCCGACUGUCGAUAUCCACAUGAAUCAAAUUGGCCUUGAGAAGGAGUGGCUUCGCUUCCUGCAGGACUACAUUGCACCCGUCACAGAGAAGCUCUAUCCUGGCUACUACACCAAGGCUCGGGCAAUCAUGAACUUCAUGGUCCGGUACCGUCCCGACGAGCAGCCCUUCCUCCGCCCUCACCACGAUUCGUCCACUUUUACCAUCAACGUUGCUCUCAACCAUAAAGGCGUCGACUACGAGGGAGGCGGCUGCCGGUUUAUCCGCUACAACUGCACCGUGGAAUCCCCCCGUAAGGGAUGGAGCCUGAUGCACCCCGGACGCCUCACUCACUACCACGAAGGAUUGCCCACAACCAGCGGCACCCGCUACAUCAUGGUCUCUUUUGUGGACCCCUAAUGCCAAUUUUGCCCCUCCUCGGUCCUGGGGUGUAGAACGGGCCGCCGUGGUCAAAGCACUGAAAGCCAGAGA